Molecule: messenger RNA, 2669 nt
Organism: Gadus morhua (Atlantic cod)
Lineage: Eukaryota; Metazoa; Chordata; Actinopteri; Gadiformes; Gadidae
Gene: sclt1
Product: sodium channel and clathrin linker 1
Exons: 22
Coding region: 306-2381 (691 amino acids)
Biological process (GO): clustering of voltage-gated sodium channels; cilium assembly
Cellular component (GO): centriole
Source: RefSeq, a predicted model, not a curated record
UUGGCGGUGUUUUGUUUGCUUGGAAACAUUUGGCGGAGAGACGCUGCGACGCACAUCAAUAUUUGAGGCGUAAAUCAGUUUUAUUUUCAAGUCAUGUUUAUUGAAUAUAUUUCUCUGAGAUUUCCCCUGACUUGAACGUAUCGAGCCUUGUGAUUUGCCCGGAACGAGGCUCUGUUUGGGAAGGUUUCCCGGCGUCCUCCGGCCCCGCCUGGUAACGUCCCGUUACUAAACCCUCCGUUUAAGUGAUUCUGAUUGACGCUAACCAAGCCACUGUGACACAGUUCCCUUCACACUCUCAUCACAGCAUGCAAGCCGAAGUUGAAUUUCUACGAGAUCAAGUGCAGAGGUUGAACUCGGCUCUCAGCAAGUACCAGGAUGGCAGCCGCAAUCACAGCACCAUGGCAGCUCAGGCUAGCUGUCAUUUGGAGGAUCCAAGACCUGCCGAAUCCCCUGGCCUUUGGAUGUCGGAUAAAAGCAUCAUGGCUCCUCUGAUAGAGGAAUACGACAGACACAUGGAAGACAUGACUCAGCAGUUGCACAGACACCAGGCACAGAUGGCCGACGUAAAGGUCAAGUUGGAGAGGGUCAUCAAGGAGAACGAACGGCUGCAUGCUGAACUGCGGGAAUCGGUGGAAGGCCAGCUUCAAGCCCUGCCAGUGGCUCCAGGCCUUGAGAACAGUGGCUCCCUGGAGGAGGAGGGAGUCAUCAAGAACCUCCAGGAACAAAUGCAGCUCUCUGGGCAGGAGCGCGAGCAGGCCAUGGAGCUGUGGCAGACGGCGGUCCAGGAGCUGGACCGACUCCAACAGCUCUAUCAGAGGAGCGUGUCUGAGGGACAGGUCCACGGAGCCCAGCGGCAGCAGCUCAAGGACCAGCUUGUCCAAUUCCAACAGCACACCCAUAAUAUCCAAGUGGCCAAUCAAAAGCUGGAAUCUACGAACCAGCAGUUUGUGCGGACGCUGACGGAGCAGAGCACGGAGAUGGAGGAGCAACGCGGGCAGCUGAGGCAGACCAAAGUUGAGCUGAGGACAGCCACAAGCCGCGUGGAGGAGAUGACUAAACUGCUGCAGAACGUCCAAGAUCGUCUGCAGAGAAAAGAGGAAGAGGCGCGUGACGCUCAGGGUCGAGAGGACGCUGCGGAGAAGAGACUCCUGCAGCUCCAGUCAGCCCUGAGUCAGCUGGAGGCCAGGCUGAAGGCCGCGUCCCAGGAGGCGGAGGCGGUGCGCAGGGAGCAGGCGGUGUGGGAGAGGCAGGUGGGGGAGCUUCAGGGGCGCUGCGCCUCCCUGGAGGAGGAGCGCUACGACGUUUUGGCCAAAGUGCGCGAAAGCGUUCAGCUCGCAGAGGAGGCCUCGCUGCAGAAGGAGCAGGCCCACUUGAGGGAGAAGCAGAAGGUGGAGGAGCUGGAGAAAACAAAGGAGGUCAUUAAGCAGCUGAUUCAGGAUGCAGCCGUGCGCACCAGAAAGGAGGUGGAGAACGUGCGCAAGCAGUGCAACGUUCAGAUCCAGCGCAUGGCCGAGGAGCUGUCCGCCCUGCAGCUGGAGUGUGCGGACAAAGAGUCGCAGAUGGAGCGGGCCCAUCGAGAGAGGAAGGCGGUGGAGGAAGAGCUGGAGAAGGUGUACAAGGAGGGCCGGGCGGAGCCCGAGUUCAGGAAGAUAGAUGCGCUCCACCAGCGGUGUCUGGACGCAGACAGGAUGAGGGACGACAUGACUAUCACUCUGCAGAGCACUCAGAAUAAACUCAAAAAGUUGGACAUGGAGUACGGCGAGGAGCUGGCCCGCAGCCAGGAGGAGGUGCGGCGGCUGCAGGGCUCGCUGGCCGGCGCCCGGGACGAGUGCGUGGGCGUCAGCGAGGAGCGGCUGCAGCUGCAGCAGGAGAACCUGCAGCUCCGCAGGGAGAUGGACGAGCAGCGCAAGGCCAACCUGCUGGUGCAGAAAAGAGCCAAGCAACAGGUGUCCCAGAUGGAGCAGGAGUACAGCCAGAAGGAGCUGGGCCUGGACGCCCGCGUGCGGCAGCUCGAGGCCAGCAGCCGCAGCUCCAGCGACGACCUGACGCGCCUCCUCACAGCCCAGCAGCGCAGCUCCCAGCGCUGGAGGGAGGAGGCCAAGAAGCUGGCGCAGGCCUACGAGGCCAAGAUCGCCAACCUGCGGGCAGAGCUGGGGCGACAGAAGCAGCGCACUCAAGAGCUGGAGCUCCAGCUGGACGCAGACCACCAGACCAUCGCCGAGUACGAGAGACAGCUGGCAGAGUACCAGGAAAAAAGUGUCCGUCUUCAGAGACGGCUGACACAGGCGGAGCAGAGGGCGACCGUUGUCACCCAGCAGCUAAGCCUGCUGACAUCGCAGCGGAGGAAGACUUCAGCCACCUCGGAGCUGGAGACGGUAUGAUAUCGACUCGCCGAGAAGAAGGAAAAAAGAGAAACCAUUUUUACUGUUUUGUCUACAUGCCCUAUUUAUUGUAAUUUUGUAUCGCAGCAAAUGUUCAGCAACUUCACGUUGAUUAAUGACUUUAUAAAAUACUGUUGCCAUUUUUCCAUGUUUUUCCCUAAAGCUCGUUGCUAUCAUAAUGCCAAUGUUUUUCUGUUCUAUUAAAUGCACUUAGGCAGCAGUUUUUCUAACACAACUGGGGAAAAAAGGUGAUUGAAUAAUAAAAAAGUAUGAUAGUCAUCAUGACAA